This is a messenger RNA of Syngnathus acus (greater pipefish), 2993 nucleotides long. RefSeq names its product neuropilin (NRP) and tolloid (TLL)-like 1, like (gene neto1l). Bases 633 to 2294 code for a protein of 553 amino acids. NCBI's taxonomy places the organism in Eukaryota, Metazoa, Chordata, Actinopteri, Syngnathiformes, Syngnathidae. The record is from RefSeq and is a predicted model, not a curated record. Gene Ontology annotation, molecular function: protein binding. The transcript has 11 exons.
GGGGGCGGGGUGGGGGGUCUACGAGAACUCCACUCGGCUGCGGAGACUCACUUGCCACAGUGCACGGCAGCAGACAGACGCACACACUCCACAUCGUCGGAUUUUUCUGCAGCGGCACCAAAUCCACCAAGGAAAACCAACUUGUCCUCUCCCCCCUCCCUUGCAGGAUCUUUACGCACAGCGGUGGCGACAUGCUGAAGAUGCGAAGAUGAGCCUCGCGCGGUUCUCCGUGCUGCUGAAGCAUCUCCUCUUCCUCUCUUCCUCCUGAUGAGGGGAGCAAAGAGGACGAAAACAAGGCUGACUCAUGUGUUCUUUCCCAAAAAGAAGCUCGCAAAGGUGGAGCAAUUAGAGCUGGGCUCAUGACGGAACUAUUAAUCCUUUCAGUGCACCAAAGAGGUUUGGAAACGUUUGGAUGGAAUUUGGACGAGUGUCUGCAACUAGAACUGUUUUUGGUCUUGUAUGAAACCGGUGAUUAGUUGUUCUUCCCUGAUGACUGCAUUGAGGAGUUUUUUGGGGGUUUUUUUAGGGAUGAGCAUGUUUCCCUGAAACUCACGUCUUGUUUUCUCUCCUAAAGUACUCGCACAUCUAAAUGGAAUUAGUUGAGUCCGCAGCCAUUUGUGAAAGGAACAGACAUGGUACAUGGGCACAGCUUCUAUCACGUUGUUGCAAGUCUUCUCCUCCUUGGCUUGUCUGGUGCAACAAAAAGAGAAACAUCAGUGAAAAACAAUUCUGGCGUGAAACCAGCUGGUGAGUGCGGAACGUGGGUGAAAGAACCAGAAGGAGGUCUCUUCACUUCUCCCAAUUACCCCAACAAAUACCCACCAGAUACAGAGUGCGUGUACAUCCUUGAAGCCCCGCCGAGGCAGUGCAUCGAGCUGCACUUUGAAGAUCACUAUUCCAUCGAGUCCUCUUGGGAAUGUAAAUUUGACAACAUCGAGGUUCGUGAUGGACCUUUCGGCUUCUCUCCCAUGCUCGGACGCUACUGUGGUCAGCACAGCCCGCCAGAUAUCAGGAGUAGCGGCCGCUACCUGUGGUUAAAAUUUGUGACGGACGGCGAAUUGGAGGCGGUGGGAUUUUCAGCCAAUUACAACUUCACUGCAGAUCCAGACUUUGCAGAUUUGGGAAUACCGCCACCUCUGCCCUCAUGUCAGUACAACAUGGUCGGUCCGGAAGGUAUCGUGGAGUCUCAUCAGAUCACCAGAGACGGGAAGGCUGGCGCCAACGAGGCCGUCGACUGCAAAUGGUACAUCCAGGCGCCACCGCACUCCAAGAUCUACCUACGUUUCCUCGACUAUGAGAUGGCUAACUCCAACGAGUGCAAGCGCAACUUUGUGGCAGUGUACGACGGUGGCAGUUCGGUGGAGGACCUGAAAAGCAAGUUCUGUUCCACGGUGGCCAAUGACCUCAUGUUGGUGUCGACCCUCGGCGUCAUCCGGAUGUGGGCAGAUGAAGCUAGUCGAAAAAGCCGCUUCCGCAUCCUUUUCACCACCUUCCAAGAACCUCCGUGUGAUCCAGAUGCCUUCUUCUGUCACAGUAACAUGUGCAUAAACAACACGCUGGUGUGCAAUGGCCAGCAGAACUGUGUGUACCCCUGGGAUGAGAAUCAAUGUAAAGAGAUGACGAAAGCCAACAUCCUGGACAACCUGAACAACACAAACGGGACCAUCAUCGGUGUCACGUGCUGUAUCGUCCUUCUCCUCCUCAUCAUCUCCGUUAUUGUUCAAAUCAAGCAGCCUCGCAAAAAGUACAUCCUCCGGCGCGAGGACUUUGACCCCACCAUGUUUCAAGAGGUCUUCGAGCCGCCUCACUACGAGCUGUGCACUUUGCGCAGCGCCACCGCCGCCACCUCAGCGGACUUGGUGGACCUAGCGGAGGACUUUGAGAACUACCACGCCCUCCGCCGUGCCUCCUCACGCUGCAUCCACGACCACCACUGUGGCUCCUCCUCCAACCCGGGCUCGGCCCACAUAUCCCAGCUGUCCCUCAGCGGACGAGGGAGCCGCGGCAACCUGAGCGCGCGGGACGCGGCGGCCGGCCUUCUGGCAGACCUCCCGCAGCCCCCCAUGUCCGUGCGGCCCCUGCUGCCCAGCUCGGCCAACCGUCGGAGCAUCUUGGUCAUGAAGCACAGCUACUCGCAAGAGGGAGCCGACAACGGUUGUGACCUAGACGACGACCUGGAUGAAGUUCCAACCACCAGCCACCGACUUUCACGCCACGAAAAGGCAGUACAGCGGUUCUGCCUCAUUGGCUCUUUGAGCAAACACGAAUCAGAGUACAACACAACUAGGGUCUAAGAGACAAUCUCAAGGUAAGCCCCCUUUGCUUCGUCUAACACUUUUGAUGAUGUAUCUUGUGUUGUCGCCUUUUGCUUUGAUGAAUGUUUUCCCUCUUUGUGUGUGUGUGUGUGUUUUUUUUUUACAAUUUUUUUCUACGAAGAUGGUUUUCUUGCUUGCAGCCAUCUUGGAACUUGUGUGUUUGUUUGAACAUAGAAUGCUCAAUUUUACUGCAUGGUUGUUGUUUUUUCCCUGGUAGACAAACUGUAGAUGCAUUGGAUGUUUGAUCUGCAUGGACUUGCUCGAUUUAUAUUUGUUACCGGUCUUAAUGUGUUAAUCCUUUUGUCCCCCCCCCAACAGCACAAAUGAGCAGCAGCUAGUAAAAAAAAAUGAUCUGAUGUGGGAUUUGAUACUAAACCAUGUUACAGUUAAAGUGAUACAUCCUUGUCAGUGACCAUAUAUUGUUAAGUCCACUGCCCAUUUUGUACAUAAAUGAUUUACAAUUGAUAGUUAAAGCCAUUGAAACGUUGUGGCGCGGUUCCCUCGGAUACCGCUAGAGGAAGCCAAUACACAACAAUAAGGAUCAUCACUGCGCUAAUUCUCAGUUUUUAACUUGUGUUCGGUUAUGUCAUAUUUUACAUGUCUAAGAUUUACUGAGGUUGAUCCCAGUGGAUUUUAUAGUCACUGGACACUUAAAUAAAUUUUUAGCAUAAAAAUCAA